AUGCCUACUUUCUCGAGCCUCGAAUCGCCAAACAGCAAAAGGUCAAAUGAGAAAGCAUCCGAAAUGAAAUCCAGACCAGAGUGUUUUGGCGACGAUCGCAACGAUUGUCGGAUUGAUCUGACUAGGUCUGGAUAUGUGCCUGACAACCUGGCAGUAUGUCCGCACAGUUCGUACGGCGAUACAUUUUACGGACAUUCCACUGCGCAAUGCUACGUUAUCCAGGCGAAGAUCGGAGAACUCGUUAGCGUGUACACUUAUUUUCGAGAGUCAAAUUCGACCCUCCGAACACAGGGUGGCGAUGAUGCCCGGAAUACCGUGAAUCCGAGUACCAGUGGAUCGUAUCAAUUAAGGCACGAUCGACAAUCCUUCUCUAGGUCAUUGACACCCGGGUCCACUUCGAGGGAUUGUGCGCCUUUUACCGAAUCGAGUCUUGUCUCUCGGACAUUUUCUCGUGUGCAUUUCCGAUCAAAUUACGGCCGUGGUCUUUUGAAUUGGUAUAAUUGCGAGCGCAUCCGAGUUGCGAUGAACCAUAGCGGCUCCUGAGAGAUUUUUUUUCAAAAGCGCUAUCUGGAUUAUGGCAAUUACCCGCGCUGCUGAAUUGACUGAAUACUUGGGCGCUGAUAUUCUAUUCAUCGAGCAGGGAAACCAUCCAAUCCCAAGGGUUGCCAAGUCUGAUCAAGGGAGAAGUGCCGAAAUCACUCUGACGCUUUUAGGUUUUCAUUAUGUUAAUUAUCGGGUCGUCAUCUAAGCUCCUCGUCCAUUAAUAGAGCCAGACAUGCUCGAAGACAAUUGGUCAUCCAGCAGCCAGCC
Molecule: messenger RNA, 810 nt
Organism: Fomitiporia mediterranea MF3/22
Lineage: Eukaryota; Fungi; Basidiomycota; Agaricomycetes; Hymenochaetales; Hymenochaetaceae
Exons: 4
Coding region: 1-543 (180 amino acids)
Source: RefSeq, a predicted model, not a curated record